This is a messenger RNA of Microthlaspi erraticum, 897 nucleotides long. The record is from the annotation of a GenBank genome assembly. Lineage: Eukaryota; Viridiplantae; Streptophyta; Magnoliopsida; Brassicales; Brassicaceae.
AUGGAUUUCUGGCCCGAGUUUAUGGCCACCAGCUGGGGAAGGGAGUUCGUCGCCGGUGGAUUCGGAGGCGUCGCCGGAAUUAUAUCAGGCUAUCCCUUGGACACGCUCAGAAUCCGGCAGCAGCAGAGCUCAAAAUCGGGAUCUGCCUUCACCAUUCUCCGGCGAAUGCUCGCCGUUGAGGGUCCCACGUCGCUCUACCGAGGCAUGGCCGCACCCUUGGCCUCCGUCACUUUUCAGAAUGCUAUGGUGUUCCAGAUAUAUGCCAUACUCUCUCGCUCUUUCGAUUCCUCUGUUCCUCUGGAAGAGCCUCCUUCCUACAGAGGCGUUGCUCUCGGCGGGGUCGGCACCGGAGCUGUGCAGAGCCUCAUGCUCAGCCCCGUGGAGCUCAUCAAGAUUCGUCUUCAGUUGCAGCAGAGCAAGAGCAAGACUGGUCCCAUCAGCUUGGCUAAGAGCAUCCUCAAGAGGGAAGGGCUAAAGGGGCUUUACAAAGGGCUCACCAUCACAGUGCUCAGAGAUGCUCCAGCUCACGGCCUCUACUUCUGGACCUACGAGUACGUGCGGGAACGGCUCCAUCCCGGCUGCAGAAAGAAUGGAGAGGAAAGCCUCAGGACCAUGCUGGUCGCAGGUGGCCUUGCUGGUGUGGCCAGCUGGGUUGCUUGCUAUCCUCUUGACGUCGUCAAGACGAGGCUGCAACAAGGAGGUGAUGGUGCUUACGACGGCAUUUCGGAUUGUUUUCGAAAGAGCAUCACACAGGAAGGCUAUGGGGUUCUCUGGCGUGGCCUCGGGACUGCAGUUGCCAGGGCCUUUCUUGUCAACGGUGCUAUCUUUGCUGCUUAUGAGGUCGCCUUGAGGUGUUUAUUCACUCAAUUGCCAUCCACUUCUCAAGAGACUGAGUAA